Molecule: messenger RNA, 2440 nt
Organism: Prosopis cineraria
Lineage: Eukaryota; Viridiplantae; Streptophyta; Magnoliopsida; Fabales; Fabaceae
Product: EIN3-binding F-box protein 1-like
Exons: 16
Coding region: 441-2162 (573 amino acids)
Molecular function (GO): protein binding
Source: RefSeq, a predicted model, not a curated record
CCUUUUCAUUCGCCCCUCCCACCGAUUUUUUUCCUUCUCUCUCCUUGAAUCUAACUGCUCGAACUAAAUGAGAGCCGUCCGCAGCUGACGAAACCCGACACGUGUCGACCAUCAGUAUGUUCGGAUGCCCCGGUCACGUAAACGUCGCACUUUUCUCUCCUUCCCACCAUCCCGCUUUCAGUCUUGCGCUCCUCUCCCUCAGCUUUUGGUUCAUUUCUGUUGGCGUCACUGAACCUGAAGCGAGAAGUAAUAUGAUCGAUAUAGUUACUUUUCUCUGAUUUCUCUUCUUGAAUUUCGUCCUGUUUUUUUGGGUAUAAAACUUCCUUCUUCUCGCUGAAAUAGAGUGCAUAUAUUCAUAUUUGGGUUAUUGAAUGGAUUGCUGAAGUGUCCUGCUGCGCAUAUUUUUAACUGGUGAUUACAAAUUACAGUAUAUUUUCUCAAUGGGAGGAGUUUGUUCUAGGAAGCAAGAGCAAGACAUUGAAGAUAGUUCUCCAGGAGAAUAUUGCAAAAGUGGGAGUUUGAAAAGGCUCACACCAUCAUUCUCUUAUCCUAUGAUGAGUUUCCAUUUACAAAAUGGAGAAUGUCCAUCACUGUUGGACUUGUGCAUCCAAAGAAUAAGUCAGGAUAUUGAUAGAUAUAGCUCAAUGUCUAUACUCCCACGGGAUAUAAGUCAGCAAGUUUUUAAUGAAUUGGUGCGCUCCCAUCGUCUAACUGCUGCUUUUCUUGAAGCUUUUCGAGAUUGUGCUCUCCAGGAUCUUUACUUGGGAGAAUAUGCUGGGGUGAAUGAUAGUUGGAUGGAUGUCAUUUCAUCACAAGGAUCAUCUCUACUUUCUGUGGAUCUUUCUGGUUCUGACGUCACUGAUUUUGGGCUGACUUAUCUUAAAGCUUGCGAAAAUCUCCUAGCCUUAAAUCUUAAUCAUUGUGACCACAUUUCAGACUAUGGUCUUAAAUACAUUAGUGGUCUGACGAAUUUAACUAGUCUGAGUUUUAGAAGAAACAAUGCGAUCUCUGCUCAAGGAAUGAGUAGCUUUUCUGGUCUAGUUAGUUUGGUCAAGUUGGAUUUGGAGAGAUGCCCUGGGGUUCAUGGAGGCCUUGUUCAUCUUCAAGGCUUAACCAAGUUGGAAUCUCUUAAUUUGAAGUGGUGUAAUUGCAUAACAGAUGCUGACAUGAAGCCUCUCUCAGAGCUUACAAAUUUGACAAGUCUAGAGAUUUCACGCAGUAAAGUCACAGAUUUUGGCGUCACUUUUCUCGGAGGAUUACAGAAGCUUUCUAUGUUAAAUUUGGAAGGAUGCCUUGUAACAUCUGCUUGUUUGGGCUCUCUUGCAGAGCUUCCUGCAUUGUCAACCUUGAAUCUUAAUAGCUGCAAACUUUCAAGCAAUGGAUGUGAAAAGCUUUCACAACUGGGCAAUUUGAAGACAUUAAACUUGGGAUCCACUGACAUUACAGAUGCUUGUUUAGCUCACGUGAAAGGAUUGACAAAGUUGGAGAGCUUGAUCCUAGAUGCAUGUAAAGUUGGUGACCGUGGAUUGGCCAACUUGGCAGGCCUUCGGCAAUUGAAAUGUUUGGAAUUGUCUGAGACAGAAGUUGGAAGCAAUGGGUUACGCCAUUUAUCAGGAUUGUCUAGCCUGGAGAAAAUAAAUCUGUCAUUCACUGAGGUUGGUGAUAAUGGUUUAAGGAAAUUGCGUGGGCUUUCAUCUCUGAAGUCUCUUAAUUUGGAUGCUCGCCAUAUUACUGAUGCCGGAUUGGCAGCUCUUACAAGUUUGACUACGCUUACUGAUCUGGAUUUGUUUGGAGCAAAAAUAACAGAUUCUGGAACUAACUAUUUGAAAAGCUUAAAGAACCUAAGGUCCCUGGAAAUAUGCAGUGGAGGCUUGACUGAUGCUGGUGUGAAGAACAUCAAAGAACUUUCAUCUCUGAUGUUCUUAAAUUUAUCACAAAACGGCAACCUUACAAACAAAAGCCUGGAGUUCAUUUCUGGUCUGACGGGGUUGAUAUCUUUGAACGUUUCAAAUUCUCGCAUCACCAGUGCUGGUUUGCGGCAUUUGAAACCGCUCAAGAACUUGAGAUCGCUGACCUUGGAAUCAUGUAAAGUGACAGCAAUUGACAUCAAGAAACUUCAAUCGACAGAUCUCCCAAAUCUGGUCAGCUUUCGGCCUGAGUAAGCGGAGAGGUGUAUUCUAAUAUAUCCUCUCCCUCCCUCCCUCCCUGUGAUAUAUGUAUAUACCGUCAUGUCUGAACGAUACUGAAAGACAGCCUUAAAUUGUACAUAGAUUAAUGGAUGGCCUGAAGCUUAACUCGUGGCAAGAUUUGGCCAUAAUCUCUCUAAUAAGAUGAUGGGCGGUGUCUGGCAUCGUCCUGUCUACUACGCAGACAGCAAUAAAGAGGCAUAUUUUUUCAUUAGAACUAUGAAAAGGUUGAUUCUAGCAACCAAGGUUUGAUA